Molecule: messenger RNA, 569 nt
Organism: Ruditapes philippinarum (Manila clam)
Lineage: Eukaryota; Metazoa; Mollusca; Bivalvia; Venerida; Veneridae
Exons: 3
Coding region: 159-569 (136 amino acids)
Source: RefSeq, a predicted model, not a curated record
AAGAUAUUAAGAUAAUAAAAUUUCAACAAUUUAUAAAAUUAUUUUACGGAACCAUAUGAUGUUUUCACGCGACACAGUGUCACUUUUAUUUUCAAUUUGAAAUCUUAAACACGAAAAAGGAGUUAAGAGCACAUAUAAAAGUUCAUAACUUCAACCAGAUGAAUUCUAAUAUGAAACCACAUCUGUACCUGAUACUGUUAGGAAUACACACUGCAUGCUGCUUUUUAUUAGAUAGUUCUCAAGGAAGCGGUCAUAUUGGCGGAUGGACGGAUUGGAGUUGUGAGAAACAAGGAGAAUUUUGCUUUAAAAGUCGCAAAUGUCAUCCAACUGUUAAUUUCAAUUGCACAAAGACAAGUGAAAUAAAUAUUACAAGCUGCCCUUGUGUUGCAGAGUGGUCGCCUUGGGGCGGAUGGACCUGUCACACAGACCAAAGUGUUUGUAUAAAAUUACGCAAAAGAACGUGUAUAAGCGGAUUUAAAGAAAAUGAUUGCUUAAAUCUCCAAGGGGAUGACUAUGAAAUUGCUUUUUGUGAUGAGCAUUGCAACGGUAAGUUGUUAUUUGUGUUAUAA